ACUUUCAAGUGAGAAAUCCCAGAUUAUCUUUGGAAUUUUCAUCGGUAGGGGAUCUUGCCUUAAUGUGUUGUCAACGUAAGACUUGUAAAUGUAUGGCUUGUGCUUGUAAAUCUAAGGCUUGUGAAUAUAAGACUGGUAAAUAUACGGCUUGUAAAUGUAUGACUUGUAAAUCUAAGGCUUGUAAAUGUACGGCUUGUAAAUGUAAGGCUUUUAAAUGUAAGGCUUGUAAAUGUAAGGCUAGUAAAUCUAAGGUUUUUAAUGUAAGGCUUGUAAAUAUAAAGCUUUUAAUGUACGGCUUGUAAAUGUAAGGCUUGUAAAUAUAUAACUUUUAAUGUACGGCUUGUAAAUGUAAGGCUUGUAAAUAUAUAACUUUUAAUGUACGGCUUGUAAAUGUAAGGCUUGUAAAUAUAUAACUUUUAAUGUACGGCUUGUAAAUGUAAGGCUUGUAAAUAUAUAACUUUUAAUGUACGGCUUGUAAAUGUAAGGCUUGUAAAUAUAUAACUUUUAAUGUACGGCUUGUAAAUGUAAGGCUUGUAAAUAUAUAACUUUUAAUGUACGGCUUGUAAAUGUAAGGCUUGUAAAUAUAUAACUUUUAAUGUACGGCUUGUAAAUGUAAGGCUUGUAAAUAUAUAACUUUUAAUGUACGGCUUGUAAAUGUAAGGCUUGUAAAUAUAUAACUUUUAAUGUACGGCUUAAAAAUGUAAGGCUGCAAAAGUAUGACUUGUAAAUCUAAGACUUGAAAAUUUAAGGCUUAUAAAUAUAUGGAUUGCAUAUGUAAAGAUUGCAAAUGUAAGGCUUGUAAAUGUAAGGUUUUUAAAUGUAAUGCUUUUAAAUGUAAGGCUUAUAAAUGUAAGGCUUGUAAAUGUAAGACUUGUAAAUGUAAGGCUUGCAAAUUUAAGGCUUCUUAAUGUAAGGCUUUUAAAUGUAAGGCUUGUAAAUGUAAGGCUUGUAAAUGUAAGGCAUGUAAAUGUAAGGCUUGUAGAUGUAAGGCUUUUAAAUGUUAGGCUUGUAAAUUUAAGGCUUUUAAAUGUAAGGAUUGUUAAUGUAGGGCUUUUAAAUGUAAGGCUUGUAAAUAUAAGGCUGGUAAAUGUAAGGCUUACGGUCUUGCCCUCUAGUCAACAGACCUUGAAACUCAUGAAAACUAACAUCAUUCAGUCUCUAAAAUUUAAAAUCCAUUGCAAUUACAUAGAUUUAUGGAUCUUUUAUGUUCGGUUUUUUUUAGUUCCAAGCUUAUAGCCAGUUGAGUUAUAUCUUUUUCUUCUUUAGAAAAAACAACAACUUAUACUCGUAAAUAAAGAUAGUUCUCAGAGAUAACGUUGAUUAAAAAAAAAAAAGAAAGACAAUUCCACUCUUUAAAUUAAAUGCAAAGAAUCAAAUCACCUAAUGAGAUGUUAUCAGUUUUCGGUUCCUCACAUUCUAUAUUUGGACAGAUAUGUACCAUAGAUAUUAAAGGAAGCCAGUGUCAGGGGCGGAAGCAAGGCCAGGAAUGCUACUGCGUGAUAGUCUCCGAGGAAGAGUACCGCCUUGUAGCCAACGUCACGGCGAAGCACGGGUACAGUCAAAACUACAUCCGCUUGUGGUGGCCAGACUCGCCCAAAGACCAAGCACACGGGCAACCGAGUAGUUCUGAUACUUUGCCUUUUAUUGAAUCCCAAAAAAGUAAGCAACAGGGAAACAUUAAACACAAUUUUAUUUAUAUUUUUCACUGGGCUGUGGUGUUGGGGGGAAAAACAUAGAUUAACUACUUCUUUGGGGGAGUGGGGAGUGUUUAUUAAAAUUUUAGUUCCAUGGCAUUUUUUUGCUGGGGCCGACCGAAUGUAGGUUUCGGUUUCGGCAUGGAAAGAUGCCAUUUUAUCACUUUCGGCGUAGAUUUGGUUUCGGAAACAACAGAAAAGUUAACUUUACGUUUAUUUUUUGUUUCGGGUGAAAAUGAUUAAGGCUUUCAGCCGUCUACCAGAAAACAGAGAGUGAGAGUUAUCUAUAAGAAGAAAUAUGUUUCACAGAAAUAAGAUAUGUCCUUUAAAUAUCAUCGCACUAAUCACAUUUCCUAUUAUGAUUCAUAAAAUCAUCGCCUUUUACUUCAGAUUAAUAUUUACACAAAUUGUCUCGUCACUUAUAAUGGCUGUUCAAGUCACAAAGUAUUGGUUUCCACAUGACGAAAUUAACCUCUCUGAUUGGCCACACUUUAUAAGUCUCAAAGCUCAGUAUAAUAUGCACUGGAAAAUUAACUAUAUAUCUGUCUCCCACUGGUGGUUCACAUCCGCAUUAACGUAGUUAAACGUAGCUCAACAUUCUUUAAAAUACAAUUUUUUUAAAUCUGGGUCAAAUCUCAUACUAUCUGAUAAAUGAUAAUUACGGAAAGACAAAAUACUUUGAUUGUCGAUCAAUAAGAAAGCGGGGUUCAACGAAAAUGUAUGGUUUAAUGGAAGAAAGAGUUCCUUCAAGGCUUAUGUCUGGACAUUUGAGUGCACCAUCCCAACUAACAAUAUAUAGGAUAAGCCUUCGAUCGAUACUAAAUAUGUCUUUGUAGCGAUGUAAUUAUAUUAUCAAAACAAAUCCCUCCCAAGGGUAUAUUUAGCAUGAAUUUAGCCCCCCCCCUCCCUUUUUAAAAAAAAUAAAAUAAUUCACUUAGCAUACUAUUUUACAAUUGAUUUUUAACAAUUUUAAACUAUUUUUUGCUUCAAAUGGCAAAAGCCAACGUAUUAUCAAAUGUUUAUCUAUUACAAUUCACGAUACUCUAUUGUUUUAUUUUAAAACAUAAUUAAAUAUCGAUACGUUUCCCUACUUUUAUACACGUUUGUUGAACGAAUGCGCGUACCAGUUUCAAUUUAUUUAAAUCUAUCAGUUUUUUGUUGAGAGUCUCGUUAAGAUUUUUGUCUUGGCUUCGCUUUUGGCCGAAAUCAGAAAAUCACCAACGUGUCAGUCGUAGGCUGCAGACUAGUGUUUGCGCGUGUGUCUUUUAAUAUCUUUGACAGCCGAGUUUCGUUUUUGUCCAAGGUCAUUAGGUCUUAUUAUUCUAUUGUUGGGUUUUGACUUGCAGACAUUUUCUUUUGAGACUAUUUGGUAUCAACAAUUUAUAUAGCGCACGAUGUAGGGGAGAACAUGGAGCCUGAACGCAGCCAUCCCCAUAUUUUAUGUUUUCCUAUUCCUUUGUGUCCCAUUCCAUGUUUACCUAUUCCAUUGUUUCCUAUUCCACUGUUUUCUAGUUCAUCGUUUCCGAUUCCAUUGUUUCAUAUUCCUUUGUGUCCUAUUCCAUUGUUUGCAAUUCAAUUGUUUCCUACUCAACUGUUUCCUAUUUUAUUGUUGCCUAUUCCAUUGUUUUCUGUUAAAGUAGGGCAUGAAAUAAAUUAAUGGAAGGAGAGCUGAUGUUCCAAGAAACAACAAAUUAAUAGGGAUUUUUUUUUAAAUAAUGAAUAUUUUUCUCUUUAAAUUUUAGUGUUUCUUUUUCCUCAUUUCCCUUGCUAACAGAUCCCGAUAAAAUAGUCCUACAGAUGAAUUACGAUCCCAUCAGUCAUGACAACUGCCUGCUGCACAUCAAGCAAGGCCGGAACUACACGUUCACGUUCUGCGCGCUGAAUCUCAAGCAACCGAU
Molecule: messenger RNA, 3592 nt
Organism: Lymnaea stagnalis (great pond snail)
Lineage: Eukaryota; Metazoa; Mollusca; Gastropoda; Lymnaeidae
Source: the annotation of a GenBank genome assembly